CGUUAAGCUCCAUGUUCCCUCACGCCUUCGUCCAAGCCCGGCUUCUUCCUCACCUCUCCAUGGCUGGAACUUCUUACUACGGUAACGUAGUCGCGGAUCUAUUCCAAACGCGCCCGUUUGCUGCUCUUCGUGUCCAUUGGCUGCCCGACAUGGGCUUUUACGAGGCGAGCCCACCUUAUGGAGGCAAAGGACUCUUCAUCAUCUCGCAAGAGAAGCCUCGUCCUCCGUUUCGUGACUUUUAUAUUCCGCUUACCGCUGGCGAUGAGAGGCCGCCCUUGCAUCUCAAUGUCCCAUUACCAAUUCAAGGUCCUCUUUACCUACACAUGUUCCCCGCGAUAUCGGAGCGAUUCGAGAUGCGCGCCUCAGGUCCUAUGGACCAAAGUUUUCAUCAGCUCGAUCCUGCUAGCAUCGAACGUUUCAUCUCAUUCUUCCGCCACGCGAGACCGCCUCGUGUCAUGUCGCCGCCUCGUUCUGGCGGCUCAGACGUAGUUCAGUCGGGGUGGUCAUCCUUCAGCGGCCCGCCUCAAGCUGAGAUUUCGAGACCUCGUAGAGGCUACAUUUUCGAGAUAACCCCUAUAUCUACCGACACCUUCACGCAGACAGAUACCGUCUGGAACGAGUUGCUGCUUUGUGACCAGCUCAUCAAGGAUUAUUCCUGGUUUGGAGUCACCAAAACUGUCACUUGGCUCAAAAGGCUUCGUAACACGCACGUCGAGACUAGGGUUCUGCAAUUCCCAGUGGGGAACUACGACAGCAUUGUUCCCAUUCUCCCCGACGAGCACUCCUCCGUACUGUUCCGCAUGACAAUUGCCAUGGACGAAGAAUCGGAACCUCCUAAGACAAUAACGGAGCCGUCUUCGAACGAGGAUGACGACGAAGAUGACGACCCGUCCCCAUUUGAUUCAUUUGUACCCGUGCAUGCUGCCGAGACUAUUAUCCCUAAAUCCCCACCCAAGAUGAUCGUACUUGAUAUGUGCAGUAUUUUCUUCGACCAUCAUGCUGCCGUUAUCGCUGCCCUCGCCGAAUUUCGCCUUGAUACACCCCAGAGGAACAAGGCUAUCCGGCGGCUUCGCGAGCUGGAGGCUCUCGAGUAUGCUGCGGGAGGUGGCACAUACCAGGACGUUGUUAGGCGCGCUCUUCGUAUCUUUGCAACAGAAAUGAAGCGUCCCCAUCUGAAAGUGGAAGCUCUUGCGAUGGCGGUGCUUCGUCCGCCACUCAGAUCCGCGGUGCGCGAGUCAGUACAGCAGCUCCUCCAUUCGGGCUUCCAUGUUAUCGGGUAUUCUGCCAUGGACGCUACGACAUUUCAAGCAUACCUGGAGCCUGCCAUACAUGACCUUCGUUUGCCCGUGGUGUCCCCUCUACCCGGCGAUGCACGAGGUCUAUUCGCACCGUGUGUGGAGCAACUUCGGAGCGUUUUGGACUACGCGUCAGCUCGACCCUCUCCUCUUAGUCCCGAUCAAAUUCUUGUCGUCUCCUCGUCGUCCGUGCGCAGCUUAGAGCCAGCCACCGCCGUGGGCAUGGCGACGGCGCUGCUCGCCGAGGCCGAUGAACUCGAAGUGCAGGCGCUCAAGAGAACGUAUACAGCGAGGUCGACAAUGGUGACAUCCCUGACGGAUCUAGCGACCACUGUCUCCGCUCCAGCGCUCUGGAGACGCAGUGUUCCGGACCGCGGAGUCACGGUCCCAAAUCUAAGGGUGGCUGGUAUAUAUCAAUUGUUCCGGAUUUACAAAGAUAGUGAUAUUGUGGUGACCGCUCGUUGCAUUAACUGGCUCACAGGUGAAGAUGUCGUGGUGAAGGCCUCCAUAUCGUACGAGACAGUGAAGAGUAUUGUACCUUACGAGGCGGUGGUAUACAAGCAACUCUCGAGCUGUCCAAACGUUGUUCCCGUCCGCUGGAGCGGGAAGAUGGGGAACGCCGACGUUCUUGUUAUGGACUGGCUUGGACCGAAUCUUGACGAUCUCCGCCGUGCAUGCCGGGGAAAGUUGUCUCUUCGGUCUGUGCUCAUGGCCGGUAUCUCAAUUUUGCACUUCGUCGAAUUCGCCCAUUCGCGCGGUGUCAUCCUACGCGAUAUCAAGCCACAUAAUUUUGCGGUAGGUGGCGUUCCGGAGGAAGCAUCCCGCAUCUACGCAUUCGACUUUGGCUUGGCCACUAUGUAUGUCAAUCCAAUGAGCGGAAAACACAUACCUCUUCGCACAGGGCGUAAGCUCUACGGAACAUGGAGAUACUGUAGCCAUUGGACGCACAAAGGCCUUGAGAACAGUCGCCGCGAUGACAUUGUUGUUCUCGGGCACACUCUCCUCGAGCUGCUGCACGGACAGCUGCCCUGGAAAGGCAUCUCUGCUCCCAGCGUCGAAGCCAAGCUUGAGAGAAUGGGCCUUAUGAAGACACCUGGGUACCCAGCCUUUUCGGAUCUCCUCGCUCAGUCCCCUCGCGCGCUUGAAAAGUGGAUGGCCCACGCCCAUGGAUUGGAGUUCGAGCAGAAGCCCGAUUAUCGCUACCUUCUCGCUCUGCUCGAAGAUGAGUUGGCGGCAAACGGGUGGGAGAAUGAUGGGAGUUUCGACUGGGUGAAGCCUGAGUUGGCGAGCAAAGGAACGUUGUUCCCUCCGGAAUACAGGUUCGUCGUCGAUCCGAAUGCAGUGCCGGAUACGAAGAGGCCCGUUGAGGAGUUACUUUGACGGGGUGCGGUUAUGACUGUCUUUUAAUAUACAAUGCCCUGUCGCUGUCGACAGGUGCGGGAAUAAACUCAUUUC
Molecule: messenger RNA, 2750 nt
Organism: Stereum hirsutum FP-91666 SS1
Lineage: Eukaryota; Fungi; Basidiomycota; Agaricomycetes; Russulales; Stereaceae
Product: kinase-like protein
Exons: 5
Coding region: 12-2675 (887 amino acids)
Biological process (GO): peptidyl-serine phosphorylation; signal transduction
Cellular component (GO): nucleus; cytoplasm
Molecular function (GO): protein serine/threonine kinase activity; ATP binding
Source: RefSeq, a predicted model, not a curated record